UUGGUCUUGCAAAUACUUUCGACAUUUUCAUGUAAAAGUAGAGAAUAUAAAAACAAUAAUAAGAAAAAUAUUACUCGAGUCAGCAAAACAUGUCGUUUCAUUUAAGUACUAAAGAGCGAUUAUUGCUGCUAAUUGAUGAUAUUGAAAUGAUAUCUAAGGAACUAAUAGAACAAGCGCAUCAAAAAAUAUCCAGCACCGAAUUGGCGGAUUUGCUCGACUUGUUGGUUUCCAAAGAUGAGGAGUUUAGAAAAAUGUUGGAGUUGGCAGAGGAGCAGGCUAAAGUGGAGGAAGCAAUGGACAAAUUGCGUGCUAAAGUCGAAAUACAUGAUCGUGAAAUACAAAAACUACAAAAAUCACUGAAAGACGCAGAGCUUAUACUCUCCACAGCCAUAUUUCAGGCACGCCAAAAGCUGGCUAGCAUUAAUCAGGCCAAUAAGCGCCCGGUGUCAUCUGAGGAACUCAUAAAAUACGCACACCGCAUUAGUUCAGCAAAUGCAGUGAGCGCUCCAUUGACUUGGUGCAUUGGGGAUCUUCGAAGGCCAUAUCCUACAGACAUUGAAAUGCGGAAUGGACUCUUGGGUAAAUCUGAACAGAACAUAAACGGCGGACUUGUCACGCAUCAAAAUAGCGCUAUUCAGUCAGAUGCCCAGCGCAAUUUGAGCGGUACUGGAGGCAGCAGCGCGGGCAGUGGAAACGAAGUACCAAACGCAUUCCAAAAUCAAUUCAGUUGGAAUCUUGGUGAACUGCAUAUGAUGGGAGCAUCUGGCAACUCUGUUGCUCUAGAAACACGUGCACACAAAGAAUCUUCAGCUCAGGAUGAUGUUGAGGUCAUGUCCACAGACAGCUCAAGUUCUAGUUCAAGUGAUUCGCAAUAGAUGCACAAAUAGUAAUAGUGUAGCAAUUAAGAUAGUUUUAUAUAUAUAUACGUAAUAUUAAAAAACAAAAAUAUUUAUAUAUGUAAAU
Messenger RNA from Drosophila arizonae, 963 nucleotides. It is a transcript of the gene MED4, whose product is annotated as mediator complex subunit 4. Lineage: Eukaryota; Metazoa; Arthropoda; Insecta; Diptera; Drosophilidae. Gene Ontology annotation, molecular function: transcription coregulator activity. The record is from RefSeq and is a predicted model, not a curated record. Gene Ontology annotation, cellular component: core mediator complex; mediator complex. Gene Ontology annotation, biological process: regulation of transcription by RNA polymerase II.